CUCUCGUUUGAUACUUUUUAUCUCAAAAAUCUUGAUAACAAAAUAGACCUUCCUUAGUGUGAGUAAGUCUUUGUGUGAAGCGAAAUAUAAUCGACACAUGUUGCAAUGAUUCAUUUACAAAUUAAUAUUCGUAACUCUAUAUGGCUUGUUUCCCGAAAAGAAAUCAUUAUCCAUAAUUUACAUUCCUUAGUUUUACCCCAACUUGAGCUCGGCUCGUUAAGAUAACGAGUUGAGCACGAGCUCGGCUUGUUUAUUAACGAGCCGAAUCGAGUCGAGUUCGUGCUAGCUUUUUAAUAAAAACUUUACUCGUAUUUGAUAUAUACAUUUUGUAUGUCAGGCAUGAUACAUGUGAUUAAUGUCAAGAUGAAAAAAAUAGUUAAAUGUUCAAUAUUAACUAAUCUUAUGUUAUACUUUGUGAUAUCAAAUUAUUUAGUUCAUAAACUAGUGAAAUUUAUAUUAUUUCAUAGUAUUGAAGCAAUCUACGAUACAUAAUUUCUUUUUAAAAUUAAAAAAGACAUAUUUACUCACAUAAUCUACGUGUUAAACGGGCCAGCUCACGAGUUGAGCUCAUCAAGCCACCGUGUCGAGCUAAGCUCGCGAGCUUCGCGACUUGCAAAAGGCUUAGCUCAAACUCGAUUCGUUAGUAAACAAACCAAGUUUCGAACGAAUUUUUUUCCAAAUCGAACGUCAAACCGCUCGUGAGCAGCUCGGCUUAUUUGUAGCAAUAAUUUCAACAAGGGGGAAAUGUGGUUGGUAUGCAAAAUAUUGGGCUAGAAAUGGUGUGGACUCGUCGUAAGGGCCGAGCCACAUGCAAAGGCAGCGCCUGGGCCGCACGAUGCGAUAAGAUGAUCUUUAUAGAUAGGAAAGGGAAACAUGCACUGUAUUUGCUCUCACACUCAUUUUUAUUUCCUACCUAAUAAAAUUAUAUAUUACCAAUUAUGAAAAAUAAAUUCUUUGGUUCUAUGAACAUAUAAUUAUGGAUAUUUUAUUCCCUUAUCUUUUAGCAAAUUUGCUAUUGUAAGUUCCAACUAUAUAUAAGAGUUGAACGUGGAGUUGGGAAAAGCAGUGAAAACAAAAUAGUUAGGCAAAUUUGCUAAUUGUAAGUUCCAAAUUUGCUAUCAUCAUUAUGGAUUCGGGCAAGAGAAGAGUGUUGGUGAGGAGUUUGAUAUUGGUGCUGCUUGUGGUGACCGUUGGGAUGAUGAUGGAGGUUGCCGCGGCCCAAAUAUUCAUCGAUUGCUUCAAGAAAUGCCUGAAGGAUUGUGAGAGGACGGGCGGAGCAGUUUGUACGCCUUUUUGUGAGGCAGAGUGUCAACCAAAACAGUCGUCAUUGAUGGACAACAACCACUUAUAAGCAAGUUUGAUGGUCUUCGUUAAAAAUUUACUUAACCUUUUAUCUCGUUUCUCCUCUCCAAGGAUGCAAUGAAUUCAAUUCAAUAAUAAUAAUAUUGUUAUCAUAGUAAUACCGAUGCCGUUGUUUUGCCCUUUGUCGUUUCGUCAUUUAUGAUUUUAUUAAUUUUUUGUUAUAAUUGAUAACACUAUAACUCACAUACAUUGCUUCUCAUUUAGUAUUUUUAACUAAAAAAAUAGUGAAGAUUAUCCAACAAAAUAAAUAAAUCUUAAUAAGGAAUUAGAUUUUCCUUAGUGUGAUGCAAGUGUUUCGGUGAAGCAUAAUAUAAUCCUCGCGUGGUAUUGGAUUCAAAUACAAGUUAAUUUCCGUAACUAUAUAUGGUUUGCUCUCUGAAAUGAACCUUUUUCCUGUAAUUUCUAACAAAAAGGGGGAGAAAUGAGUUCUCAAAUUUUUAGAUCAUUUAACCUCCAACGCAACCCUCUCCAGGAGUUCUCACAGUCGGUGAUCCUGGCCUCUCAAAUAGACGAGUCACGAGAUCUUUCUGUAAUUGUUUUGUCAUGUCAAUUCGAUUGAAUCUUAAAACUUAAAAGUGUUUUCUCUAGCUUCCAAAUUAAUUACAUUAGGAAAAAUAUAAUUGAAAAUUUUUAUAUUCUCUUUCCUAUGGAGAACGAAAAAACAUUAGGGCUGGAAAUGGAUGGACUACCGCAAAGGACGAGUCACAACGAAGGCAGAGCCUGGACCGCACGAGCGCGGGAGGAAAGUCCCAAUUAUAUAUUUUUUUUGCAUAUCAUUUUGUGGUAUUUGUUUAAUAAUUCAAAAGAACAUAUGAAUAUAGAGACGAAAAUGGUCACAUGGCAAUAAUUAUAUUUUAAUGACCAUAAAAAUGUGUCAUUUUUUUAUUAUAUAUAUAUUCAAUCACUCUUUUAUGGUUUUUUCUGCAUUCAUUCUCAGACCUUACAUUUUUGUGGUAAUUGGUGACCUCAACGUUACUCUCCAUGAGAAUGAGAAGGCGGGUGGCACCCCGUGGAACGCCUCACAAUCUAUAGGCCUCCGUGAUUUUGUUAACGACCUAAGUCUUCAAGAUCCUGGAUUCCAGGGAGACCAAUUUACUAGGACGAACAAACACAUGGGCACGACUAAUAUUCGUCAGUGGCUCGAUAGGGCUCUUUGCUUGCAGACUUGGAUUGAUUGCUUCCCUAAGACUCUUGUCAAACAUUUUAUGGACCAGGGUUCUGAUCAUCGGGCUCUAUUAUUAUCUGACAAACACUAUGUCCGUAAUAGUCGCCCCCUAUUCCGGUUUGAUGCCCGAUGGGCAGACAACCCUGAGGUAAAAGCUAUAGUGGCAUAUGUUUGGCAGGAGAGCAUCCAUGUGACUCCUAUGUAUCAGCUUUGGGAAAAACUUAAAAAACUGCGUCAUCUGCUCUAUGAUUGGAGUAGGGCAGGUACCACGAAUUCCCUUCGGAACAUCAAAACUCUCCAAGCUGAAAUAGAGAGAAUUAAAUCGAUAUACCCAAUUAACUGGGAUGAGAUACGAGAUCUUGAAGUUGAAUUAAGCAGACAAUGGGAGGCGAAGGAAGUUUAUUGGCAACAAAAGUCCAGAGUGAGGUGCUUGAAGAAGGGUGAUAAAAAUUUGGCAUACUAUCAUACGGUCACACGGGCCCGUAGAAAACAAAAUUUUGUGUAUGGUCUUCGGAAUGAGGAAGGAGAUUGGGUCACUGAGGAAAGUGGGAAGGCUAACAUAGCCUCGAAUUUUUAUAAGAACCUUUUCACUUCGGAGAAUAAGGUGAUGAAUAUUACUGAUCGUGUGGCGGCUCUUCCCAUAGCCUAGAGUGUUACCGAAGAAUGAAUGCUCAUUUAACUGCAGAAGUCUUUCCAGGCGAGGUCAAAAAAAUGGUCUUCUCUAUGGAAUCCAAACAGGCACCUGGGUCUAAUGAGUUCACGGGGAAGUUCUUCAAAACUUUCUGGAUAUUGUGGGUAACUUAGUGAUUGAAGUUGUUUGCUCUUUCUUUGCAACAAGCAAGCUACUCAGGAGCUUCAAUCAUACUUGGUUGACCCUAAUACCCAAGGUGGAAAAUGUAGAAACAAUGCGGCAGCUUCGUCCAAUCAGUUUGUGCCAAUUUGUGAUAAAAUUAUUACCAAAAUCAUGGCUGAGAGGCUAGCUAGGUUCCUUCCGCAGAUUAUUUCGGAGGGACAAAAUGCGUUUACCCGGGAAAGACAAAUAAUUGAUUAUAUUCUCUUAGGCCAUGAGCUAAUGCACUAUCUAAAAAUCAAAACUCGUUGUAAGAAAUGGUACAUGGCUUUAAAGGUUGACAUGGAAAAGGCCUAUGAUAGAGUCGAAUGGCCCUUUCUACUUGCAAUUUUGGAGAAAAUGGGGUUUAGCUCAGUUUGGAGAGAGUGGAUACAGGAAUGUCUCAAAUCGACGUAAUUUUCUGUCCUUAUGAAUGGCACCCCUUCGAGGUUCUUCUCUCCAUCUAGGGGCCUCCGUCAGGGUGAUCCUCUCUCUCCUCUCCUGUUUGUGAUAUGUACGGAAGGUUUUGCGGUGCUCCUUCACAAGGCCAUUUCAGAAGGAAAACUCGAGGGUGUGAAAGUGGCCCCUCGUGCCGCCCGAAUCUCGCAUUUGUUCUUCGCGGAUGAUUCUUACUUAUUCCUUAGAGGAUCUCUUCAGGAAUGUGAGAAUUUAAUUGGGGUUUUGAAUGAAUAUGAAGAGCUGAGUGGUCAAAGGGUGAACUUGGAUAAAUCGGCAGUCUGUUUUAGCAAGAACAUUAUUACGUUGGACCAAGAAUUCUUGGCUCACAUUCUGGGAGUAGGGGCACUUGGUGUGCGUGAUAAAUAUCUGGGAUUAGCUAUGUUGGUAUCCAUAUCUAAAAUGGCAACGUUUUGUUAUCUCGAGGAGAAGUUGCUGGCGAAAUUACAAGGCUGAAAACAGAUAACGUUAUCAUGGGAGGCCAAGGAAACCCUAAUUAAAUCGGUUGCGCUUGCUUUGCCUUUGCAUAUUAUGUCCUGUUUCAAGUUGCCUCUUUCUCUUUGCCGACUUUUGGAUAAGCAUGUUUCCAGAUUCUGGUGGGGUGUUGAGGAUGGCCAGUCCAGAAUCCGGUGGAUAUCUUGGCGCAAUAUGUGCCAGAGUUAGCAUGAAGGGGGAAUGGGGUUUCGUAGAUUCGAGCAUUUUAAUCAAGCUCUACUGGCCAAAAUUGGAUGGCGAAUUCUGUUUGAACCCCAGUCUCUUCUGGCUCAAGUUUAUUAGGGUAAGUAUUUUCCCAAUGGGGCUUUCCUUACGGCUACGGCGCGCUCUCGCCCGUCCUGGGGAUGACAAAGUAUCCUCUAUGCCCGUCAGCUAUUAGAUUUGGGCUUGAGAUGACAAAUUGGGAAUGGCCAGACGGCCUCUCUGGUUCAUUCUAACUGGAUUCCUAAAUUGCAUCCUGAUCCCCCAAUGUUUAAUCCAUGGGUACUGCCUCCUGGGGAGGGUCCUUCUAUUGUUGAGGUUAUAUGCCAAGGUGAAGGUCAUUGGUGUUAUAAUAACAUUUCUCAAUGGUUUGAUCCUUCUACCUGCCUGGCCAUCAAAGCGAUCCCUCUUCCUCGUCAGGAUAUUCCAGACAAAUUGAUCUGGCAUGCUACGCCUGAUGGGGUUUUCUCUGUCAAGUCGGCCUACCAUUUUGCAGUCACUUUGGAUACAAGGAGGGUCGGUGGAAGUCCAUGGCUAGUUGGAUGGAUAGGGCCAGUUGGAUUCGGUUAUGGGAAACAAAUAUCCCACCCACAUUGAAGGUUUUUGUCUGGCAAAUUUUCAAUAGAAUCCUUCCAACUACAGAGGCCCUAAUUGAGAAGGAUGUCCUUGUGCUUCCUAGGUGUCCAGUUUGCUGGGGUGAAUCGAAAAAUGGAGCACUUGUUCCUUGACUGCCCGGUAUCUCGCGUGCUUUGGGAUCUUUCAGGGAUGGAGCAUCUUGGACAGGGUUUGCCUCGGCAUACCUUCCCUCUCUUCUUAAAGAAGCUGAUGACUCUUAUCCACCAACCAUCCUUGUUUAUGGCCAUUAUUGCACUGCUGUGAAGGAUCUGGCGAUCUCAUAACUGGGUGGUUUUUGAAGGAAAACAAUACAGGCUCUCAGCCUUGAUGCGCUAGUUUAAUCAACAAUAUGCGGAGUGGGAAAGUUUGUCGGUGGAUCAGGUUAUAUGUUCUUCUGCCCCUCUGGUACAAUAGUGGAGUCUUAGUGGGGCUCCCUUUGCUGUUUGUAAGUGGGAUGGAGCAGUUAGGCGUGGGUCUCAUUCGGCAGGUGGAAUGGUUAUUAUGAGCCAGGAUCGCCAAAUCCUUUGGGUUCGGGGCGUCCAGUUCUCUUUCAUUGAUGUCCCUAUGGUGGUAGAAUUACUGAUGCUUUUUGAGGCCAUCCUUUGGUGUCUGGCCCAUGGUUUCACAGAGACGCGAUUUGAAGGUGAUGUGAAAGUAGUCAUUGAAAAGAUCCAUCGGGCUGAUAGCAGCGAGAAUCGGAUGGGCGCGAUUCUAGAAGAAAUUGUGAUGUAUUUGGCCAAUUAUAGUGGAUUUGGUGUGCGUUUGUAGGACGGCAUAACAAUAGGGUAGCCCACUUGGUGUCUCGAAAAGCCCUUUCUUUGUACCCAACUAUGUGUCGUGUGUUUGAUUUUCAGGCCUGGCUGAAUUCCAGGAUGUAAUUACCUAUCUUUUGAAUCAAUAUAUGAUUAUCUUUUGUAAAAAAAAAAAAUUCUCAAACCUUACAUCAAAUUCUUGCAAUCUCAUCUAUUUAUCAUCUAUAGGACAAAAAAAUGUCCAGUAAGAGAGGAACCAGUUGGCGAGCGUAUGAAGAUGAAACCUGUGCAAAGUUUGGGUAUCAAUAUAAGAACAUGGAUCGG
Linum trigynum is the source of this 6199-nucleotide messenger RNA. The record is from the annotation of a GenBank genome assembly. NCBI's taxonomy places the organism in Eukaryota, Viridiplantae, Streptophyta, Magnoliopsida, Malpighiales, Linaceae.